AUGCAGCAGAAGGUAUGUGCCAGGAGUACCUCUCUCCUCACUGAGAAUGGGCAGGCUUGUGGGGCAUCUGCUGACUCCCAGCUCCCAUUUAGGUGCCCUCGGUGUGGGGAGCAUGAGAGGUUCCAUAGCCUGGCCUCCUUGAGAGACCACCUGGAAUACAGCCACAGCUACUACCACACCAUGCACGAGCUGAGCCUCCCGACCCGCAGGGGGCACUCUCACCCAGAGAGAGCCCUGCAUGUGCGCUCCCUGAGUGACACACGAGAGGUCACUAGUUGCAUAGAGAGGUGUCGUACGCAUAGUGUGGGGACGCAGGCAGCAGAGGAGAUACAGACUGAGGAGGAGGAAGAGGAAGAAGAGGCCAGUAAAGAUUAUUUAAAAUUCCACAAGUCCAGCCCUGGGACAGAUCAUAUCCCCUUCCCCUUUCCAUUUGACGACCCUCCAGACCCAGGCAGCGAGCCAGAGGUAGUGUCCCCAGAGUGGAGUGUCUGUGCUGGGGAGGUGUCGGUCCGGCGCAGGCUUGCCAAGGUCCUGCUGGCAGCGGACAGCACCAUGCAGAGGAGGCUGCACAGGGUCAGCACGGAGCUGGCCCAGACGGACACAGAGCUGCUGUGUGAGCGUGCCCACUCCCAGCACCUGGCCCAGGAGAGGCAGGAGGUACAGGAGCGGGAGAGGGCGCUGAGCCGCCAGGUGGACGUGGCCGUGAUGGUGAUUGCCACGCUAAAGGAGCAGCUGAACGAGUCAGAGUACGAGCUGGAGAGGAGAGAACAGUGAGUAGUGUCUGAGCCAGUAACUCAAUCUUAACCUUUCCUUACCCUAUUGUUAGUCAAAAUCAUAGUCAUGAGGUCAAAUGGCCGACAGUACACUAAUCUGGUAACUCCUUAGAUUGUUGCUAGUGGAGGUACUGUAGUUAUUGCAGUAGCAACAUUAUUUAGCAUGUUACUAGAUACUCCCCUCAUUGUUCCCCUCAGGUCUUAGAUUUUGUUUCUGUAUUUUUUUUAGAGAAGUCAUUACCAUUCAGAAUUUUCUGGAGGCUGCAACCCAGCAUGAGAUAUGUGGUAAAGUUCGGAUCCAACGUUUCAUUGAGAACCUGCUGAAACGCAUCGCCCUGGCUGAGAGGCUACUGGAGUACUAUCAGAGCUCCCCCAGUCCACCAACCUACACCGAUUACAUGGUACUGUACAAUAUCAAGCCUGUUUCCUACUACUGACAGCAAUGUGUUGACAAUGACGGAUUCCUUUUCAAAGGUUUUUGUGGCAGCUGCUCUUACUUUUUUGGUUUUAUGCUUCUCAUAGAUGGCAACGGAAAGACGGUUAGGGAGAGAGUAGAGAAUAUCAUAAUUUUUACACAUUUGAACCCUCGUGAGAACUGUUGAUCGUAAUUGGCAUCCCAGAUUCAGUUGGGGAGUUGAGAGGAAGCCUUUUCAAAUAUGUUUUCUUCCUCCGUAUCGAUCUAAAAAAGGGAAAAAUGAUAGCCUUUCAAACAUCCCAGAACUGGAUAAUAUCAGCUUUGGUGUAAACAGUAGAAAUACCUGACAUAUUUUCAUCUCCCCUGCAGCACCAGACAGCUGGAAACGGACCUCAUAGAAUCACCAAAAGCAGGCGAGUUUGUGAACUGAAUUUUUUACUGUUGAUAUACAGUACCAUUCUUCACUAUUAUUCUACAAUGUAGAAAAUAGUAAAAAUAAAGAAACCCUGGAAUGAGUAGAUGUGUCCAAACUUUUGACUGGUACUGUACAUGAUCUACGUUUUCCAUAGUUGGGCCCAUGAGCUUUGGGCCGUGCCUUAGUGUCUCACUUUGAUUACAAUGCUGAGUUUCCAGUUUCAAAGGUUAGGACAUGGUUACAUAUAAAUUAUACAUAGGGAUCCCUUGUCGUAAAUGAGAUUUUGUGUCCUCCUCAUUCAUUAGUAAUGAUUCUGAGUUUUAUCUUCUACACUAAUCCUGAGUCUGUCAUCGUUACCUGCUGCCUGUUGAAGCAUUGGUUUUAUGUCUGAGGUUUGUUGCACUGUCCCCUGAUUCUAGGUCAGCAGGUUACCAGCUGUCACAGUCCUGUCCCCAGGAGGGUAGAACGCACCCCUCCCAGUUAGGACGGGCAUUCCCCAAAGCCCCUAGUGAGAGAGUGGGUCACUCUGGCUACUUCAGACCUGAUCGCAGGGAUGAAGUCUGGAACCAGCGCCGCAGAUCAGCUGGAUUUGAGGACUAG
Molecule: messenger RNA, 2203 nt
Organism: Coregonus sp. 'balchen'
Lineage: Eukaryota; Metazoa; Chordata; Actinopteri; Salmoniformes; Salmonidae
Source: the annotation of a GenBank genome assembly